This is a messenger RNA of Capronia epimyces CBS 606.96, 1188 nucleotides long. RefSeq lists its product as uncharacterized. Gene Ontology annotation, biological process: NAD-cap decapping; nuclear-transcribed mRNA catabolic process. The transcript is spliced from 4 exons. Gene Ontology annotation, cellular component: nucleus; cytosol. Gene Ontology annotation, molecular function: mRNA 5'-diphosphatase activity. Bases 1 to 1188 code for a protein of 395 amino acids. The record is from RefSeq and is a predicted model, not a curated record. Lineage: Eukaryota; Fungi; Ascomycota; Eurotiomycetes; Chaetothyriales; Herpotrichiellaceae.
AUGGCUCAGCAUCACUUCUUCGACAUCAAACCUGUCGGGCGCUUCGCAGGACAAAAUGCGGCGAUUCGAAGACCCCGAGAGAUCACUUUCUUUUCCUUUGACGAGGACCACAGACUUCGUCACGAUGCUUCGAGCCUGCGUUACUACUACCCCCCGGCCGUCCCCUGCGAUCUCAACAAAGGAUUCGACACAUUCCGGCAGCUGGACGACUCCGCGGACGACCAUCUUGAUGGCUUGUUAGAUGCGCUAAUUUUAUACGAAAAAGAAAAAGGGAAUAAGGUGGACACAGAUAUUAUAACAUGGCGCGGAAUGAUGACCAAGAUCAUGGUAGCGCCGUUCUCCUCCUUCGACGACUGGGAAAUGAACGCCACUCUAUUCCAGGGCACCAUCUUCAUCGAAGAAAACCAUUCCAAGAAGGUUGCUUCUCGAGAGCAUCAAUUUUCGGAGGUUGCUCGUCCCGGCGCCAUGUCCCAAGAUCUCAUGAGUUUCUGGGGAUACAAAUUCGAGACGGUGUCGCUAUUGCCAGAACCAUGGUCGGCCACCCCGAGAGAAUAUAUUGAUUCCCGCGAAGACCAGAUUGUGAGCAACUAUGCUCAGUAUUGUUCAAUUGUCCGUACGGGAUUUGGAAAGGUGAAAAUGAUAAUUGGAGGAGAGGUCGAUGCGGUCAUGGACUUCAAGCCAGAAGACAAAUCUCAGCCGGUCAAUUGGGUAGAGCUCAAGACCACUGCUGCGGUGACCAACGAGCGGGAACAGAUCAAGUUCGAGAGGAAGCUGCUGAAGUUCUGGGCUCAGUCAUUUCUGCUUGGAGUGCCAAAGAUCGUGGUUGGUUAUCGAACUAGCCAAGGCAUCCUCGAGUAUCUCGAGGAGCUUGACACACAAAGUAUCCCAGAGAAGGUGCGAGUCAAAGGUAAUAAUCUGUGGGAUGGGCAGACCUGCAUUAACUUCGCCUCGAGUUUUCUUGAAUGGCUGAAGGGUGUUAUCACCGAAGGCGGCGUCUGGAGGAUCCAGAAACGGGACAAAUCCCCGAGACUUGAGAUCUUCAAAGUUGAAGAAACAGGCCAUGGAGACAUUCUGUCCCCAGCGUUCGUUGAGUGGCGAACACAUGGUCUGAAAGACCAACAACAGAAACAGGCGACAGCCGCAGACAACAAUGUCAAUGGCACAGGCACGGUGUCUGAACCUCCCUGA